Molecule: messenger RNA, 393 nt
Organism: Microdochium trichocladiopsis
Lineage: Eukaryota; Fungi; Ascomycota; Sordariomycetes; Xylariales; Microdochiaceae
Product: Ribonuclease/ribotoxin
Exons: 2
Coding region: 1-393 (130 amino acids)
Molecular function (GO): RNA nuclease activity; RNA binding
Source: RefSeq, a predicted model, not a curated record
AUGCAGCUCACCAGUAUCUUCACCGCGCUCGUCCUCGGCGCCACCGCUGUUGCGGCCGCUGCCGUGCCCCAGCUCGAGCCCCGUGCAGCUGCGACCUGUGGUUCCGUCUUUUACUCUGCCACUGCCGUUAACGCCGCCUCGCAGCGUGCUUGCACCAACUACAAGAACGGCAACGCCCCUGGCGGCUAUCCUCACACCUUUAACAACCGCGAAGGCUUCUCAUUCGCCGUGGCCGGACCAUACCUCGAGUUCCCUAUCAUGAGCAGCGGUGCUCUGUACACUGGUGGCUCGCCCGGCCCCGACCGUGUUGUGAUCAACACCAACUCGUGCCAGCAAGCCGGCGCCAUCACCCACACCGGUGCCAGCGGCAACAACUUUGUCAAGUGCAAGUAA